Molecule: messenger RNA, 912 nt
Organism: Oldenlandia corymbosa var. corymbosa
Lineage: Eukaryota; Viridiplantae; Streptophyta; Magnoliopsida; Gentianales; Rubiaceae
Source: the annotation of a GenBank genome assembly
CCAAGAACUACAAACCAAUGAACUUCCACAAACAAGUGCCCGACUUGCAUUGUUUAAGAAAAACAAUGACAUUUGGUCACUUUUUCUCUAGUUUUUCCAUUCUUCCACAAGAAUUCAGAUCGCCUCCGGCUUCCUCUUCAUUUAGCAUAUAUGUGUACUUUUUAGCUUUCUAGAUUCUCAAUGAAAAAAUGUAAGCCAUAAAAACCACACCCUCUUCCUAUAGAAAGCAAAGUUUUUGUACAAAAAAAAUUAGCAAAUAGGAAAUGGGAAGCUCAAUGUCUUGCCUAGCUCCAUAUUGUUCGGAAUCAGGCUUUGAAAAGAAGACCAUGAGGCAAGUUAUGGUCAUGAAAGACGACGGAGUAAUUCAUUGUUUCAAAGAAGGCAGCCAUGUAAAAGAUGUUUUGGUAUCACAUCCUGACUACCAAAUCAUCAAAUGCAGCAGUUCGGACACAAUUCAACUCCCAGAAUCUUUCAGGCUCAACUCCAAUCAGCUUUACUUCUUGAUUCCUAAAGGGGCGUCUUUGAACGAUAAAUCCAUCAACAUGCUGCUGAAAAUCGCGGCGUGUAGAGAUCCCCCGUUGUUCGUGAUCUCCAACAAAGGAGAUGAUAAAGAUGGCUUCAAAAAUAUUAAUGUGGGAACAAGAAUAGCUGAUGAUGAUGAUGACUUCUCAAUAAGUAACAAUAAAAGGCGGAAGAUGAUAAUAAGAUCGCAGUGGAAACCAUCUUUGAAGACUAUACCGGAGGUAUCGUUGUCUACUAUCCUACAAUCCGAUACCUCUGCCGGAGGACUAUAACCGUUGGAAUGCAUAUUCUUUGUAAAUUAAUUUUGUCAAUCACAAAUUUCCACAUUUGACUUGUGAAAAAACCAAAGCCAGUUGGAGAAACUUGAAAUGUUGUUUGUGAUAUUCCCCC